GAACAUACGGAGUUGCAAAGCGCCUGGCGGAUCAGUAAGCGUCGCGACGUCCGCGGCGCAGGCAGGUUGCACCACCGUCUUGUCUUCUCGCUUGCUCGCCGUGAUAGUACUUAUUCGCCGGUGCGUCGGGGAAGACGCCGUGACACCCUGGUGGUGGUACCGCGUGUACGCUCGCGGCACGCGAGUGCAUUCUCUCAUCAGCAGACUCUCUGGUGGAUUAUGGGGUUAAGCGGCGGAUAAAUGGGGGCCGAUGGACAUUUUCGCGUGACCUUGUCCCUCAGGAGGGAACCAGGCGCUGGGCCGGUGUAUUGUAAAAUGGAGACCUCCGCCAGGUUCCGACAGCUGAAGACGGUGAAGCUGAGCUGCGAGACGACCUACCGGCUCGAUAUCAGCUUCAAGCCGCCGCAACUGCUGCAGUCCCUGAGUAUCGGCGGCAAACCGGUGGAGGUGAUCGAGCGGGCAAGAGACGGCACGGCGUGCGCAUACAGCGCCUACCACAGUACCAAGGACAUUCCGGCGAGCGCGCGCGGUCAUCGGGAGGACCUGCCGAUCUCGAUGCGAGUGCUCGGCUCCGGCUACCUGACCACGUGUCUGCAGAUCAAGUACUACCGGCUGAUUGAUCAAAGUCACUGCGAAUGGGGCGCCAGAUUGCACUGCAUCGAACUCGACUGCUCCAGCGUGGAGGGCCGCCUGGUCACGGUGGACCGGGAGACUUACAGGAAGCUCGGCAUAGAGUCUUAGCGAACCGUCCGUCUCAUCGCGAUCGUACGCUCGUUAUCAGCGUUGCUCGGCGAUAAUCCGAAACCCGACGCCGCGCCGCCGCGAUCGAUGCCCUUCGCACGCGAUCGGCCGACCGCGCACGCCUGUGAACGCCGUACGCGAAUCAGGAUCAGGGUUUAUCUUGAGCGCGGGAAAAGCUACAGCUUGUACGAGGUCCAUGCUGUUCGCCCAGGACUCCCGAAUGAAGACAGACGAGAUCGAUAGUACCAGCGACUCAUGUCUAAUAUAACUUUUUGUCCUAAUCCUAUUUUUGGAAUACUGUCAGAGCGUUUCUUUUUUUUAAUAAUACGGAGUAUAGGUAGCCAAUAGUGUUCUCGGGAUACUCCCGAUAUCCGCGAGCUGGGUUUUGAAGCGAACAGAGAGAAACUUCGCGGAAACGUUAUCACAAUCGACGGAUAAUUGAGAUUGAUCGUUGAUUCCAAUAAUUGGCGAACAGCAUCGCAAUAGUGGAAAGCCGUGAAACAAACGCACUUCGAAGCGUCCUAUUAGCGUUCUAUCCGUGAAAGGCGAUAAUUAAGGCUCCUGGUUCUCCUGGUUCAUCGCGAAACUCUUGAUCGAUGACGUCAAAAGUGAGGAAAUGCAUGCCCUAAAUUCCUGCAAAGUACGUCGAAAUAAAAAGACUAAUCCAAAAAAAAAAAAAAAAAAAAAAUACAUUUGCAAUCGAUUAAGCGCACUACUAAAAUAUUCCGAACUCCUUUCCUUUUGUUCUAAAAGUGUAUUUUGAAAGUGUGCUUAAUCGAUUGCAAUGUCAUCUUUUGGAUAUAUCCUUUUAUUCCGAUGUACUCUGCAGGACUUUUGGGCACGCAUUUUCUCGCUUUUGACGCCAUAAAUCAAGAUGAUCACGCUUUAAGUUGUGUUAAAUGCUGACUGUAAAUUGAAGUUUGUAAGUAACAGUAAAUUUAAGUCAACGUGUAAAGAAAAUCGUAACGUAACGAAAGUGUGAUUUUGCGCGAUUAGGCAUAUUAUCAUACAUGAGAUAUACAUAUCAAAUUAUUUUAUAAUAAAACAAAGAUCGGGAUAGAAAUAUUUAAUUUGUUAAAUUAAUAUCUUAUCGAAAUUGUUAUUACUUUUUCUACGUUGUUAUAUUUCUUAAAACAAUCAUGUUUUUAUUACGUUAUGAUUUUCUUGAUUUCUCCUUGCCUCUCGCUUUAUCUUUUUAAUGACGUCAAAAGCGAGAAAAUACAUGCUAAAAAUUCUUGCGAAAUAUAUUGAAAUAAAAAUAUAUUAUAUUUAUAUAAAAUAUAAAAUAACACUUGCAAUUGAUUAAACAAAUUUGUA
Odontomachus brunneus is the source of this 2058-nucleotide messenger RNA. RefSeq names its product CB1 cannabinoid receptor-interacting protein 1-like. Gene Ontology annotation, molecular function: type 1 cannabinoid receptor binding. Gene Ontology annotation, cellular component: plasma membrane. Gene Ontology annotation, biological process: negative regulation of signaling receptor activity. The transcript is spliced from 2 exons. The record is from RefSeq and is a predicted model, not a curated record. Bases 241 to 741 code for a protein of 166 amino acids. NCBI's taxonomy places the organism in Eukaryota, Metazoa, Arthropoda, Insecta, Hymenoptera, Formicidae.